Eimeria necatrix is the source of this 1311-nucleotide messenger RNA. RefSeq names its product 4'-phosphopantetheinyl transferase, putative. Lineage: Eukaryota; Apicomplexa; Conoidasida; Eucoccidiorida; Eimeriidae. Gene Ontology annotation, cellular component: cytosol. The transcript has 9 exons. Gene Ontology annotation, molecular function: holo-[acyl-carrier-protein] synthase activity; magnesium ion binding. The record is from RefSeq and is a predicted model, not a curated record. Bases 1 to 1311 code for a protein of 436 amino acids.
AUGGGGCCCCCCAGGGGGCCCCCCAGGGGGCCCCCCAGGGGGCCCCCCAUGGGGGCCCCUUGCUGGGGGGCCCCCCUGGCAGCAAGGCCGAAGGCCCCCCUGCUGCUGCGGCUAGACCCUGUCUGCUUAGCAGCAGCAGCAGAUGUUGUGCUGCUGGAGCUGGGGCCGCUGCAGCAAGGAGCAGCAGCAGCAGCAGAAGAGCAGCUGCAGGCCCUCGCCACAAGGGUGGGGGCCCUGCUGCCUUCCCAGGAGAUACUGGACAGCGAAAGGUACAGGAGGGCCCCCGACAGGCUGCGAGCUCUCAGCAGCAGACUGCUGCAGCGGCUGCUGCUGUCUUCUCACUGCAGCAAAAGUCCCAAGUCCAUUUUCAUUGAAAGAAAAGCCACGAGAAGCAAACCCAUUUGGAGACCAUCGGCGGGAGAAACAGCUGACUUCGUACACUUCAAUGUAUCUGUGAGUUCUGCUGCUGCUGUGGGGCCCCCUGUGGGGCCCCACAGGGGCCCCACAGGGGGCCCCACUGCAGCAGCAGCAGCAGCAGCAGCAGCAGUGUGGAGACUUUCAAGACUGCUUCUGCAGUUCUUGCGAGCCUCUGCCUUUGCUGCUGCAGUUGCUGCUGCUGCAGUUGCUGCUGCUGCAGUUGCUGCCGCAUUUGCUGCUGUUGCUGCAGUUGCUGUUGCAUCAGGCGCGCACGACGAGGGCCUGGUGGUUUUCGGGGCGUCAAGACACCUCGUUGGAGUCGACUGCAUGCGGUGCUCCGCAAGAGGCAGGCAAGCAGCAGCAGCAGCAGCAGCAGCAGCAGCAGCAGCAAGUGCAGCAGCAGCAGCAGCAGUAGUGCAAGACACAGCUGAGUUCCUGCAGCAAAUGAAAAGCCACUGUACCCAAAAAGACUGGGCCUAUGUCAUGGGGGCCCACUUGAAGGAGCAGCAGCUCAGAAGAUUCAUGAGGGUCUGGACUGUGAAGGAGGCCUUCGUCAAGGCUCUGGGCACAGGAAUUUAUAUAGAGCCCGAGCGGCUGCAGUGCUUCUUCCCCGCUGUGGGGCCCCCCAGCAUAGCUUUAGAUGGGGCCCCCCAAACGGAUUUUUAUUUUCGACUUGAAGAAGAAGAGGCCCCUGGAUAUAUUAUUUGCGUUUGUGUGGGGCCCCCCAGCAGGGCCAUUGAGGCCUACAAGAAGUGCAUGCAAAGGGAUCCCGAAGAAGAAGAGGGGGCCCCCAUAACAACAACCCCACCUUCUGACGCGUGGGCCUUUAGGGGUUUCUCUUUUGCUGAAUUUGUUGCAGCAGCAGACGCAGCAAUACAGCGCUGGAGCACCUAG